Messenger RNA from Haliotis rubra (blacklip abalone), 1620 nucleotides. RefSeq names its product neuronal acetylcholine receptor subunit beta-3-like. The record is from RefSeq and is a predicted model, not a curated record. Lineage: Eukaryota; Metazoa; Mollusca; Gastropoda; Lepetellida; Haliotidae. Bases 169 to 1620 code for a protein of 483 amino acids. Gene Ontology annotation, cellular component: synapse; membrane; neuron projection. Gene Ontology annotation, biological process: monoatomic ion transmembrane transport; chemical synaptic transmission; signal transduction. Gene Ontology annotation, molecular function: transmembrane signaling receptor activity; neurotransmitter receptor activity; extracellular ligand-gated monoatomic ion channel activity. The transcript is spliced from 8 exons.
UUUAUAUCACGUUAUCUCACACAGCCCCGUCGCUAGCCCGCAUCGUAGCUCUUGCGUGAUUCACAGUCGUGUGUACAUGUUGGCAGGCUGCAUAUCGACUGGUCAGUGAGGAGUGACGAGACACAAGAGAGUGACGAGAGACAGGACAGUGACCAGAGACAAGGAACCAUGGCUUGGGGCUGUUGCUGGAUCAUCGUCGUAGUUGUUUACGGUGUUGUGGGUGUGUACCUGGGAGUCCCGAGUGUUGAAGGAAGCGGUGAGAAGGGCGAGGUGUUUUGGGAGUCAAAACUAAUAUCAGACUUCCUCCAGUCUGGUUACGUGAGGGAGGCUCGGCCUGUCACAUCCGCCAACUCAACGGUGGAUGUCACGAUGUACCCCGUGCUGCUCAGCAUCAACAAUAUCAAUGAAGCCGAUAACACACUGACAUCAACGCUGAUCUUGCUCCAGCAAUGGGUCGACAUUCGACUGAAAUGGAAUGCCUCAGACUAUGGAGGUGUGACCAGUGUGAAGCUCCCGUCAAUGCGACUGUGGCUGCCGGAUAUUGUGCCUUUCAACGCAGCACCGACGGCGGUGUCAGACCCCGUGUAUGAAGAACUAGUUGACGUUUCCAAUGACGGCACCGUAAGAUGGGGACCUCUGAUAGUCGUGUCAUCAAAGUGUCCUCUUGAUGUCACCAAUUUCCCCUUCGAUACCCAAUCCUGCACAGUCGUCUUUGGUUCUUGGUUGCACACUCGUCAACAGAUGGACAUGAGGUUCUAUACGGAGGGGGCUAAAGAGAUGGAUAUUAGCAUCUCAGAAAGCUUUCAGGGUAUGCCGAUGGUUGAACAUCCUUAUUGGACCAUCAUAGAUGAUAAGCUGAAGGCUAAACUGUUAGAGGUGAAGUAUGGUACCUAUGAAUUCGCUAUACUAAGCAUUACGGUGGAGGCGAAGAGGAGAGCUUCCUUCUUCAAGCACCUGGCCAUAGGACCUGGAGCUCUCAUUGGGUUCCUGGUUCCCGUGCUGUUUCUACUACCUGCAAGGUCCAGUGAGAAGAAUACGUUUGGUAUGCUGAUAAUCGUCGGACUCGUUCUUCUCAUCUCAGUCCUGGCCGAGGCCGUUCCCUUCAACCACAGCAGCACGCCACGUGUAGGUCUCUUCUACUUGAUCACCCUCAUGCUGACUUGCUGCAGCAUGGUCAUCUCUGUUCUGGUCAGCAACAUCAGCUACAGGGGCGCCAGGCGACGGUCGCUGCCCAAGUGGAUUCACCAGGCAUGUUUAAGCCGAAAUGGUCUACGGAGAAUUUUGUGCAUAGACAAGUACUCGCCUGUGGACAAUUUGUUCGCGGAGACUUUGCGGGAGACUGAGGACUUGUCUACGCAUGAGCAACCGGAAGCUGGUGGAGGGCGGGAAAUGGAUACUGUAAGGACGCGGGAAAUGAGAGAUGUUAGCAGAUAUCUUAAAUAUAUUUGUGGCAAACUGUCGGCAGACGACUCGUAUAGAAACGUGAACCAAGACUGGGAGGAACUUGCACGAGUGGUCGACCGUGUCCUCUUCGUUAUAUUCUUCAUCCUGUACGUCCUCACAGCGGUGUCCAUGCUGACCGAGAGGAGGCCCUGGGCCCUUAGUCUCGAAACGCUGUAG